Fukomys damarensis (Damara mole-rat) is the source of this 1106-nucleotide messenger RNA. RefSeq names its product potassium voltage-gated channel subfamily E regulatory subunit 1 (gene Kcne1). Lineage: Eukaryota; Metazoa; Chordata; Mammalia; Rodentia; Bathyergidae. The coding region runs from base 421 to 810 and encodes 129 amino acids. Gene Ontology annotation, molecular function: delayed rectifier potassium channel activity; voltage-gated potassium channel activity involved in ventricular cardiac muscle cell action potential repolarization; transmembrane transporter binding. Gene Ontology annotation, biological process: potassium ion export across plasma membrane; ventricular cardiac muscle cell action potential; negative regulation of delayed rectifier potassium channel activity. The record is from RefSeq and is a predicted model, not a curated record. The transcript is spliced from 2 exons. Gene Ontology annotation, cellular component: membrane.
CCUGCCGAGGAAGACAGGAACGCAGACCUGGGCUGUCUGUGGCUGUGGGUCUCUCACCUGCCCCUGCUGUCUGCCUACACGCCCAGCCCGGAUGGUGUUCCCGAGCAUGCUCACUUAGCAGUCAUUUGGGGACUGUCCCUUCUCCCUCUGACCUGCCAAGCUUGUGGGCAACUGCUGUGAAAUUCGCCAGGAAGUCACCUGCCCCCCCCCGAGACAACAGGUUGGCCUUUCAAGGCUCCCCCAAGGACUUUGCAGUGCAGUGCCAAGGUUGCGGUGCCUCCAGAGACUGACUGUGGAGCUCUGGGCCCCCCGCUGUCUGGUGCACGGCUGUACCUGCCCUCAGCUCCGGGCCGGACACCCCAGAAGCAGGAAGUUUGCCUGGGACGUUGACUUUCCAGUUCUGGAAGCUGGCAGUCCAGGAUGAUCUUGUCUAAUUCCACAGCUGCAAUGCCCUUCCUGGUCACUGUGUGGCAGGGGACAGUUCAACCAGGCAGCAAUGCAUCUGGCUUGGCCCGCAUAUCUCCUCUUCGUGAUGACAGCAAGCUGGAGGCGCUCUACAUCCUCAUGGUGCUGGGAUUCUUUGGCUUCUUCACUCUGGGCAUCAUGCUGAGUUAUAUCCGCUCCAAGAAACUGGAGCACUCCCAUGACCCCUUCAAUGUGUACAUCGAGUCAGAUGCCUGGCAGGAGAAGGACAAGGCAUUGUUCCAGGCCCGAGUUCUGGAGAGCUGCAGAGAGUGUUACAUCAUCGAAAACCAGCUGGCUGUAGAGCAGCCCAACACAUACCUACCUGAGCUCAAGCCUUCCUCAUGAAUGCCACAACUGGUUAAAGUGGACAUGCUCCACAUGAUAAACCGAUGUUUCUAAUCACAUACACCCCAUAGUCUUUAUUAUAUGGCUGCCUCUGGGUUUCUUUUGUAAUGUUUAGGGCCUGGGAGGGAUUAAUGACACUAUUUUCCUAAAAUCACAUUCCUUCUACAGUAGACUGUUAAUUGUUCCCCAGUAUCUACCAUUGCCUUGUUAUAUCUAGCAGAAUUCCUGACCAUGGCCUCCAAAUAUAUGGGCUGCAAGCUGGACAUGGUGAGUGCCUUAGUUACUUUUUUCAUUGC